GCAAUCGGUCACUCGUCCCAUUCCAUCGACGGUCGCCGAGCAGCCCACUACCCACGCCGCUCUGCCCUACAAGUACGACGCUUCACCUCCCCCUCAACAUCGCCCUCACACAAGUCCAGUUCAUCGUUUUUGUUCCAAGUUUGCGCGUACACUUUAGAUACAAUACGAAAUGGCUAACCGUUCCACCUCUGUCGCUGCUUUGCUGGCCGUCAUCGCCGCCGCCACCGUCUUCCAAGCCACGUCCGCUUACGUGGUGCCCGAAGUGGUCAUGAUGAGGAUAAAGCGCAACCCAGAGCCUAUGCGCUCGUUUUCGUUCAGCGGUUUCAAUCCCAACGGGCAGAUGUCCGCGUUCACCGGCCUGGCCGAGUAUCCGAUGUUCGGCGGCAGCUACGGACAGGCCAGUCCGUACAGCUACGGGCCGCAGCCGGCCACGCAAGACCCUUACGGGUCGCCGGCGGCCACUCAGGACUCCUACGGGCCGCCGCCGUCGGGCGUCGCGGGACAGCAGACGCCGGCCGCCGACUCGGCCAACAAACAGCAAGAGUACGGGCCGCCGAAAUCGGGCGCAUCAGUCGAUUCCAAGGAACAGAUAAACAACAGCGUUGAACAAGGGGACAACAAAAAACAGUACAGAGGUCGUGAUGGUCCGAGCAGCAAUGCGGAAGCUUCGUUCAAUGCUUGGUUUCCCAUAAUGUUCGGUGUAUUCCCCAACGGUGCAGGUAAUGGUAACGGUCAGUCGGGUAGCCCGAUAAAUCGUGGUAACAACAAUCAAGGACAGGGCCAGGGUCAAGACCAAGGUAACUCGUAUGGGGGCAACGGUUACGAGAGGUCAUCGGGCACGACAGUGAUUGCAAACAGCGUGAGCAACGGCAGACACGGCGUGGCCACUAGUCACGCGAUCGCUUACGGCAAUCCCAGAUCAUCGCAAUAAUAAACGCGACAAAACGUUAUUAUUAGAAUUAGAAAGACCAUCAAUUAUCGAUUUUAUAUAAAAUUAAAAACCCUUUCUAGUUUUCCACGAUAUAUACGUAUAUAUUAUGAUUACGAUGUUAGAUACCGUAAAAUAAGUUAACCACAUACCUAUGUAUAUUGUAUACAUACUUACAAACUAUUUUCAAAUUAUAAUUUAUAUAUAAU
This is a messenger RNA of Melanaphis sacchari, 1137 nucleotides long. RefSeq names its product velvet complex subunit B-like. Bases 170 to 931 code for a protein of 253 amino acids. The transcript is spliced from 3 exons. The record is from RefSeq and is a predicted model, not a curated record. NCBI's taxonomy places the organism in Eukaryota, Metazoa, Arthropoda, Insecta, Hemiptera, Aphididae.